AUGGCCACAAAAGCCAUGACCAAGCUCUUAGCCAUUGCAGACAUGGUAUCCUUGUCUUGUUCUCUACUAAUGGUGGCUCUAAUUUUAGUGACUGCCAUGAAUGAGAGCUUGAAGAUGGAGACGAUGAUCGGUGAUGCUGUUGUCAGUAAAGGUAGAUUAAUUAAUGAUCGUGUUUGUGAUGAAAUUUAUGUGGUUGGUGAGGGGGAGACAUUGCAAACAAUUAGUGAUAAGUGUGGUGAUCCCUUCAUUGUUGAAAGAAACCCUCAUGUUCAUGAUCCAGACGACGUCUUCCCCGGCCUUGUCAUCGCUCUCCGGCCAACCAAACUCUGGCCAUAG
This is a messenger RNA of Dioscorea cayenensis subsp. rotundata (Guinea yam), 336 nucleotides long. RefSeq lists its product as uncharacterized. The coding region runs from base 1 to 336 and encodes 111 amino acids. The record is from RefSeq and is a predicted model, not a curated record. NCBI's taxonomy places the organism in Eukaryota, Viridiplantae, Streptophyta, Magnoliopsida, Dioscoreales, Dioscoreaceae. The transcript has a single exon.